Cladophialophora psammophila CBS 110553 is the source of this 1335-nucleotide messenger RNA. RefSeq lists its product as uncharacterized. Gene Ontology annotation, biological process: chromosome segregation; CENP-A containing chromatin assembly. The record is from RefSeq and is a predicted model, not a curated record. Bases 1 to 1335 code for a protein of 444 amino acids. The transcript has a single exon. Lineage: Eukaryota; Fungi; Ascomycota; Eurotiomycetes; Chaetothyriales; Herpotrichiellaceae.
AUGGCUCCUAUUCUGGCGAAAUCGCUGAACCGCCUGUCCAAGGAAAGUAUCCUAGACCUUGCGCUGAGAUGGCUGGAGGAAAACCACACUUCUACUCCCUAUUUACAGAGCAAUCGUACCGGCUUCGAAGCUGAUGAAGAGGAUUAUCUGCACACCCCGGCCGAGACUAUUGGAGAACUGCGAAAAUGGUACCAUGAUCUCAAGAAAAAUGUUGCGAAUGCUGCUAAGCGCGACAUCAUUGAUCGCAUUGUUGAUGGCGACUGGCGAAGGGGUCUGACGUUGCAUCAACAUGCCAUGAUCGACUUUGCCGCUCUGGAACAAAACCACAAUGCAUUGAGAUGGAGUGCUCUAAAGUUGGUGCCACUGGAAGUAGAGGAGCAGAACCUGCUGGGCGGUGAUGACCGUCAACGUCCCAAGAAAAGGCGGAAAUUGGGUCAUCACGAACCAGAAAUGCCCUAUCCUGAGGUCUCUCCGCAAGCAUUUCUCUCCGCCUUGAAACAAGAGAUCUCGCCCUUGGUCAAAGCGCAUUAUCACCUCCAUCGCAUGCCUUCGCCUUACCAACUUACAAUCCUUCGACUUUACAUGACUCCAAACUCGGCUUUUGCACCCAACCGAUCCAGGAUCCCCAAACGGGCCAAGCAUGCGACUGAUGCGGGCAGGAUCAUGUACAUAGCCCUUCCCGACAGCUGCCCCUACGUCUACAUCUCGAUAUCUGGCUCCUCGCCAAGCUCCAGCGGACGUCCAAAGAGCCCAAAAGACACGAAAGAUCGAUUAAUGGCGAAAGUGGACAUGGCAGCCAUGAAGAAAAUCGUCCUAGAAGCUAUUCCAAAGGCACUAUCUCGACCACAUCGUCGAUGGGCGUUGGAUACGACGAAGCUCGUGGCCAAGUCUCUCAAGACUAUGUGCGAGCUGAGAGGCAAUCACAAGCCGGGGACGGGCGGUGGAGCCUACAGCGUCUUUGCGGACGGGGAGAAGGCGUCCGAAAAGAGUCCGGUGGAAGUACAGAACAGCGAAAAGGAAAACCAGGGCGACGAGACACAUUGUCUAAUUGAAAAACGAUUCGGAAACAUGUCUGGUGAACACCACGCACCACUCGAUCGCAUCCACGUUAAACUUAGCAACGCCAUACCGAUCAUGGAUCAUGAUGAUGGAGGGAAAGGGUCUGAUCCAUCAGAAGGACAAAAGGGAGAUGGCGAUAUCAUUUUAACAUUUUCCGGAAGUGACGUGUUUCUUGGAUUGAAGCAACUGGCGGAGUUGGGACCGGAAUAUAUUGAUUUGGACAAAAUGCCUUCUUGGAUGACGGGCGAACUGGGUAUCAGCAGUCUGACGAUUUAG